AUGCUAUUAUAUAUUAUCGUAGCAUUUGCAUUUUUAGUCUAUGUAGGGAUUGGGAUAAUGCUCUACAAAAGAAGAAAAGAGAGGAAUAUAAAAUCUAGAUCUCCUGUAUUGAUUUAUAUUACACAUUGAUCAAACUUAUUGGAGACUUUAUUAACAUUUCCAAUUAUAAUAGAAGGAUAUCUCAACCCAUAUGAACUUGACUAUUAUGAAAAUCGGCUCUAUCAAGUCGCAGCUUUAAUAGCUCAUUAUCUUGUGUAUUUUCCCUAUAUUUUGAGAUGCUAUAGAUUGUAUUUUAUUUUCCACUUACCCCUUACGAGCAAACAAAAUAAUUUUGUUCGCUCACAAGGGGUUAAUCUUUAUUUUUGAAAAUUUAUAAAUAAAUUUUAUAGUAAAUUUUUUUUUCGAAAUUUGAAAAAAUCCAAUUCGCAAGCGAAUAUUUAUUUAAUUUGAAAAAUUUAUUUUCGAAAUCAUUUAAAAUUAAGCAAGAACUAGCUAGAGAUUUCGUUAUACUAAUUAUCACUUAUAUAUCAAAAAUGUUUUUUCAUAAAAAAUAUAUACAUUUCAAACAUUUUGUUCGCUCAUAGGUUUUUGGGGCAAAAAUAGGGGUUUUCCAAUUGUUUUGUUCGAUCAUGGAGGGGAGCUAGAUAAAGACUGAGAAAUACAAAAUAAUCGAUUUAAACAAAAUAUUCAUAGAACUCGACAAAGAUGGCUUGUAAAAAUGCUUUGUUUCUGCAUGAUACCAGUCAUUACAGCUUGCAUUAUAUGCUUGUUUUGAAAAGAUGCUGAUAAAUAUUUCCCAUUAAAUUUAAGCAGACCGAAAAAUGAUUGGGUUGAUAUUCCUGAUUGUGUUUACACAUUUGUUUGUUUUACUGAAGAAUUAAUUAUGAUAGCUGGAAUAUAUGCAAUUAAAGAUAUUAGCGAUGAUUUUAAUAUGAGUAAUGAACUGUUCUAUGUUGGAAUUAUCUGAUUUUUAACCCCAGCAUUUUCCAUAUACAUUAGAUCAUCUAAAGUUAUUUGAGCUAUUCCUUAUGUAAUAAGAAAUAUUUUACUUAUGUUAAGAUCAUCAUUAGUUCCUGUUAUAUGAUCGUUUUUCAAUAAACCUUUAUUUGAGCCUCUCACGAUAGAAAUGCUAAGCUCUUUAGAGCUGACAUUGCAAAAUGCGGCCACUUUGGAAGCUUUUGAAGAGUUCCUAAGACUUGAAGAAUUAACAACAACUCGAAGUUUUGGAUCCAUAAACUGUGGUUCUGGAUUAAGCAUGCUUGAAUUUUAUUUAAAAUGCAGACUUUUUGCUAAUAGUGGCAGCUCGAACUUAGCAGAAAACAUAUUUGAAGAUUAUUUAGAAACAAAAAUAGUUCAUAUUCCAGCCGAAGUUUAUCUUGAAAUAGAAAAUGGCGAUUUCACCGAUGCCAACCUAUUUAACAAAGCAGAAAAUUCAGUAAUAGAAAAGCUUAAAACUUAUUUUUACCCUAAAUUCAUGACAAGUGACCAAUAUUUUUUCCUUAAAAGACUUAUACAUAGGCAAGAGAUUUAUCAAUAUAGACUUAUGCAAACUUCUCUUCACGAAUUCCAAAUUAACGAGCACAAAAAAAUGGUCGUAGAGUGCGAUGAUUGGCCAGUUCCGACUUUAGAUUAA
Blepharisma stoltei is the source of this 1633-nucleotide messenger RNA. The record is from the annotation of a GenBank genome assembly. Lineage: Eukaryota; Ciliophora; Heterotrichea; Heterotrichida; Blepharismidae.